This is a messenger RNA of Fusarium poae, 1233 nucleotides long. RefSeq lists its product as uncharacterized. NCBI's taxonomy places the organism in Eukaryota, Fungi, Ascomycota, Sordariomycetes, Hypocreales, Nectriaceae. Bases 1 to 1233 code for a protein of 410 amino acids. The transcript has a single exon. The record is from RefSeq and is a predicted model, not a curated record.
AUGACAACGGAAAGUCAAUCGUCCGAAGAGGUCAGCGGCCAAGCCGCCUUCUGGAUCCUCGCCUCAUUGGCCGCAGCAGCAGUUGUCCUCCCUUCUACCAGCAGUCGCAUGACAGGUCGUGAUCUUUUUGGCGGCAACAUCGAUCUGGUGCGAUGUGUUCCAGGGGUGUCCUUACUCGAUGGAAUUUGUGAUCUAGUCUUCCUGUUCAUAAGCACCUACAGAGUCCUGAGAGAACCGAAGCCAGUGCAACGUGUGCGGCGAGCUCUGCCAAAAGUCAGUGUCGUUGCUGCUAAGCUGAUGCUGUCGAUGUUCACUGUGUUCCCUCAAACUAUCAAGGCGUUCAGCUUGAAAGGUGUUCCAGCUACAAAGUUCUGUGCCUUUGUCUUCUUUUUCUCUUCGACGACAAGACUUUUGAUCGAUCUCUGUGGCUUAGAGCCCGAGGAACCUUUCACAUACCCUGAUGAAGGAAAUACCGACCUCGACGUCAUUGUACUCCUCGCGUUGCUGUUCCAGGCUCCCUUUCAGCUUUGGAUCUGGCAUAACAUCAUUAUAUCUGUCAAGUUUCAGCUAUCGGAUGCUUUCUACCAUAUCUGCACAUUUUCCUCUCUUAUGUGCAGUUUGCUUCUCAUAGUACAAGUACUUACCUGGUUGAUGUAUGUCGUGUCGAGACGACGAUUCGAUAUCUCGGCUUCACCUUAUUUUGUUCCCGUUCGAGCGGUUUGGCUUUCUAUUAUAGCUCUGGCAGCAGUAAGAAGGCCGGAUAACCACGAACAUCAUCAGUCAGAGUCGCAAGCUACCGUUCCACAAGUACCUGAUAUUAUAAAUAAAUGGGUUCAGGCUGCUGGUUCAAUGGCAUGUGCGAUUCUAUUAAGUAUAAUAGUGGUCAAGGCUUUGAACCUCAUCGGCGGACUAUUUGUUACUCCACCGGACCGUAUCGAGACUACUGAAGCUUCAACGGAAGCAGGAGAGGUUCGUCUAGCAGAUGAUCAUGGACAGGAUACAGAUGCAGUAAGAGAGGAAGACAAGCCCCCAGUUAAACAAUCAGGUAGCUGGUUGGGAAGACUAGCUGUGACCAUUGAUCGUUGGCUUGUCCGAUUUAUCCUCAUGGAUACCACAACUGAUAUCAGUAUCACGCUGACAGUCUUCAAUUUGAUCACGACAAUUAUAUACUACCUCAUAUACUUUGAUGGUACUGGGACAGUCAAUCCAGAAUGGACAAGCGUGCUAGGAUAG